Messenger RNA from Annulohypoxylon truncatum, 2260 nucleotides. RefSeq lists its product as uncharacterized. Bases 231 to 2219 code for a protein of 662 amino acids. The transcript is spliced from 2 exons. The record is from RefSeq and is a predicted model, not a curated record. Lineage: Eukaryota; Fungi; Ascomycota; Sordariomycetes; Xylariales; Hypoxylaceae. Gene Ontology annotation, molecular function: ubiquitin binding.
UCAAUUAACAAGAUAGCUCAUGUCAUCAAAAGACAACGAACUUUAGAAAGAGUCAUCCGGCCAAGAUCCAUUGAUGUGGAUCUUAUAAGUGGUCACCUAGGUAUUUAUUACCCAGGUAAAGAAUGUAAAGGUCCCAAAAAGUAUACAUACGUCUCGUCAAUAUCAUCUUUCGAGACGUUUUCUUCGCUUCAUCUUUUUUCGCCUAACGACUCUUACCUGGACCAAACAUCAUGGCGGCCUUACCUCCUUUUGCGCCCUUUCCCGAAGCGCCAUGGAGGGAUCAUAUCGUCCCAGAUGAAUGGGAAGCCUGUUUAACCAACUGGGUUGCCUUAGCAGAGGCUCAUCUGUCUCUGUCCGGAGAUCAAUUUGCCCUUGUAUCCUCCAAGGAUGAAUCGCUCUCGUCUUUCCUCGUCUCUUUCACGAGAGAGACUGCCUCAAAUAAUGCUGUGCUUGGCACUUCACAGUCAGCGCAACUUUUGCUUCGACAAUCCUUUCUUCUUAUGGCUAGGUUCUUGCGAACACCUUCGCCGCCUCCCCCUUUACUUCAGUGGGAGACCCUAUCUGAUUUCUGCCGCUUGUACUCAAAAAAGAGGACAUCCAGUUUGAUCAGUCAGGUCUCUCAGAACCUACAAGUGACCACCUCCCUAAAUGCCUUGAAGAAGUCUCUAAUUGUCUCUCUGGACGCCGGUCUCAAAGGUGACCUAAAUGCCCUAGAGUCUCGCUUGAAGAGACUUAACCACCUUAUCCAUGCAUCUCCCGACAUAGCUGCUUUCUUCCUAGCUGGGAGCGAUUUCUUAGAUGGGCUCAUCAGCUGCUACAAGAUCAUGAACCCCCCUUUGAGAAAGGCUAUAUUGACAACAGCCUACCUAUGUCUUGUUGGACUAACCGAAGGGGAUUCCCCUAAAUUAUCUAUGUUAAUUGACCAACUCUACUCUUUAAAAGCCGCAGCUGAAGGUCACAAAGUUGGACCUUUAAACGUGAAUGACUCUAUGGUAGCCGAAUUGGUCACCAUCACUCCCAUCCUCAAGCAGGUACAACGUCGCUUAGAUGAUUCUGGCUCAAACACAACACGAGGAAAGUCGGUCAUUACUGCGUUGGAAGGCUUCCGAAAACCAGGUGGCAAUAUCAGACCUAAAAAAUUGGUCAAGCGAAAGAUUGACAAAGGGAAGGGGAUCAUGACGGAGGACGAUGAUGUACCUGGAGAGAUGAAGAUGCAUCGUAUGAGCCAGAUCUCGCAGAUACAAGACUUGUUUCCGGAGCUGGGGUCUGGCUUUAUUUCUAAGCUAUUAGACGAAUUCGGAGACGACACCGAACAGGUUGUUGCCCAUCUGCUUGAGGACGAUCUUCCGCCUCACCUGGCUACUGUAGACCGUACUAAGGAGCUGUCUCCCGAGAGAAGCAGGAGGAAAAGUCGUGAUAUUGCUCCCCGGCCAACACCGCCACAAGCUCCUAUACGUCAUAACGUAUUUGACGAUGACGAAUUCGACAAGUUAGAAGUGGAUUUAUCUAACCUCCACUUCGGAAAACGUAACCCAGAAAAAUCAGCUGAUGAUAUCCUAAAUGAUCGAUCCUCCGCUCCAAAUAAGGCCGCUAUUCUCUCCGCGCUUUCUGCGUUCGACGCUGACGAUGACGAAAGGGACGACACAUAUGAUGUCGCGGAUGCCGGGUUGGUAGUAGACGAUGCAAAUGCAGAGGAUAUGAAGGACGCGAAUGAAGAGGCUCUUUUCAGAGCUUACCAGUCGGAUUCGAAGGUUUUUGAUAGAGAUGCGGCAACAAGACGGAGCCAAACCAGAUCCAAGCUAAAGCAGCAGACGGGAAUGACUGAUGAGGCUAUUGAGGGAUGGGCCCUGAUGUUGGCUAGAGCUCCACACCAGAUGAGGCAGUUGGAGGCGAAGUAUAGCGCAUUUAGUGGCGACCAACCUGCGUUGGCCUCGACUGCUUGGCGUGCAAGCCCAGCAGAAUCUGCGGCAGAAGAUUCCGAAUUCGACGGCAAAAGUGGUAAUAAUAGAGGAGGGCCUCGCGGCCGUGGUGGUCAAGGUGGACGUGGACGAGGUAGAGGAGGUGGCCGCGGAAGGGGAGGAAAUGUCUCCGGCCCGUCAGGCGAACCAGAAACCAAGAAUGCUCAAAGACACAAGGAAGCAAACAAGGGAUCUAGGGCCAACCAUAACCGCCGAAACCAACGCGCAAAAAAGAUGGCACGUGGUGGAUUUCCAGGGUGAUCAGAUAUCGUGGUCUAGAGAGAUUCAUUGUCGAAAGAGGA